Messenger RNA from Cebus imitator (Panamanian white-faced capuchin), 4113 nucleotides. RefSeq names its product exocyst complex component 7. The coding region runs from base 30 to 1454 and encodes 474 amino acids. NCBI's taxonomy places the organism in Eukaryota, Metazoa, Chordata, Mammalia, Primates, Cebidae. Gene Ontology annotation, molecular function: phosphatidylinositol-4,5-bisphosphate binding. Gene Ontology annotation, cellular component: exocyst. The transcript is spliced from 15 exons. Gene Ontology annotation, biological process: exocytosis. The record is from RefSeq and is a predicted model, not a curated record.
CUCUAUCACUCCGUGUCUCCUUAGAUUUCAUGAACGUCUACUACCAGAUACGCUCCAGCCAGCUGGACCGCUCCAUCAAGGGCCUGAAGGAGCAUUUCCAUAAAAGCAGUUCUUCCUCUGGGGUUCCCUACUCCCCUGCUAUCCCCAACAAGAGGAAAGACACACCUACCAAGAAGCCAGUCAAGCGGCCAGGUCACGAGCAUGAUUUCCGAGUUAAGCACCUGUCCGAGGCCCUGAACGACAAGCACAGGCCACUGGCCGGGAGAGAUGACAUGCUAGACGUGGAGACCGAUGCCUAUAUCCACUGCGUCAGUGCCUUCGUCAAGCUGGCCCAGAGCGAGUACCAGCUGCUGGCUGACAUCAUCCCUGAGCACCACCAGAAGAAGACCUUUGACUCCCUGAUACAGGAUGCCCUGGAUGGGCUGAUGCUGGAGGGGGAGAACAUCGUGUCUGCCGCCCGGAAGGCCAUUGUGCGGCAUGACUUCUCCACGGUGCUCACCGUCUUCCCCAUCCUGCGGCACCUCAAGCAGACCAAGCCUGAGUUUGACCAGGUGCUCCAGGGCACGGCCGCCAGCACCAAGAACAAGCUGCCUGGCCUCAUCACCUCCAUGGAGACCAUUGGCGCCAAAGCGCUGGAGGACUUCGCUGACAACAUCAAGAAUGACCCGGACAAGGAAUAUAACAUGCCCAAGGAUGGCACUGUGCACGAGCUCACCAGCAAUGCCAUCCUCUUCCUGCAGCAGCUUUUGGACUUCCAGGAGACGGCAGGUGCCAUGCUGGCCUCCCAAGUUCUUGGGGACACAUACAAUAUUCCUUUAGACCCCCGAGAGACCAGUUCUUCCGCCACCAGCUACAGCUCCGAGUUCAGCAAGCGGCUGCUAAGCACCUAUAUCUGUAAAGUGCUGGGCAACCUGCAGUUGAACUUGCUGAGCAAGUCCAAGGUGUAUGAGGACCCAGCUCUGAGUGCCAUCUUCUUGCACAACAACUACAAUUACAUCCUCAAGUCCCUGGAGAAGUCUGAGCUGAUCCAGCUGGUAGCAGUGACACAGAAGACUGCCGAGCGCUCCUACCGGGAGCACAUUGAGCAGCAGAUCCAGACCUACCAGCGCAGUUGGUUAAAGGUGACCGAUUACAUCGCAGAGAAGAAUCUACCUGUGUUCCAGCCGGGAGUCAAGCUCCGGGACAAGGAGCGGCAGAUUAUCAAGGAGCGUUUUAAGGGCUUCAAUGAUGGCCUCGAAGAAUUAUGCAAAAUCCAGAAGGCCUGGGCUAUUCCGGACACGGAGCAGAGGGACAGGAUUCGCCAGGCCCAGAAGACCAUUGUCAAGGAGACCUAUGGGGCCUUUCUGCAGAAGUUCGGCAGCGUGCCCUUCACCAAGAACCCGGAGAAGUACAUCAAGUACGGUGUGGAGCAGGUGGGCGACAUGAUCGAUCGCCUUUUCGACACCUCCGCCUGAGCCUGCUGCUAGCCCUGCCUGGUUCCACCAGACUGACAUGUCAUUGGACAGAUAAGCCAGUGUUAAGUUGCCUCUGGCCGGGUGAGCUCGAAGUCCUUUGGGACACAGACCUGUCUCCAACACCCCAUCCAGGAGCCAUGUCCCCAAGCCAUCCAGUCCUGGGUUCCACUCCUUCCCCACACCCCAUGUUCCCAACCAAACCAGCACUCUCCCGGAAGCCUGGGGUCCCUUCAUACCUUGGCUUUUGUGACCCUGAUGGCUUCUGAAACAGGAAGGGAGAGAAGGAAGACAGGCCUGUGCCCAUUGCUGCCUCACGUGUACCAAGAGCAGGAGGGCAGCAUGGCCGUACCUCCAGCCUAGGUCAGAGGUGGGGCCAGAGAACUCCCCCUACAGCCCAGAAAUGUGGUGGGGCUCAGAGGGCCAGAGCCCCUGGAGAAGGCAGGCAGCAUUGACCCCUCUCUUGGAUUUAGUGCAGAGAACACAUUCCCGCUCGCCCACAGGCCUGAGGUCUGGGACCUUUCCAUCUCCCAGGAGUCCCCUAGGUGGCUGGGGGCAGGUGUGCUCACUGUCCUUUCCCCCUGGAGUCCAGCACAUUGCAGGAGGCAUUUGGAGGAGUUCUGCCCCACCCUCUGCAGCCUUCCUCAGACCCGUGUCUCCAGUCCUCAGCCUCAGUGCCUCCUGGCCCAGGGCCAAGCAGUCAUGUUGCAGAAGGAGCAGUUAGGCUGCCUGCCCGUGUGCUGGGAGACAGGGACAAUGGGCAAAAAGUCAGGAGCAAAGUAGAGGUCAGAAGCAAAAAAUAGGACCCCCCCUAUUUAAGACGAGAAUGAAGACUGCCCCUUGAGGCACACUUGCGCAUGGGGAUGGGUUUAUUUCAUACUUUUCUUGUAUGCUGGCAUAGGGAGAGCUCAGGGUGGCUUUGUCCAGAGACCCUGUCAUGGCCUCCCCCAGCCAUGGGACAGCAAACGUCACCCUAAGGUGUGCAGCCCAGGCCCUGCCCCGUUAUGGUCUAGGCCUCCUGCCGUGGGGUGCAGCCUCUCCAGGGGCUGGGUCAGACUUGCACGCUGCCCACAUCCAAAUGCCAGCAAAGAUGAAUUGGCAGCACAGCACCCCAGACACAUACACCACGAAGAAGAUGCGGUCAGCAGUCUCAGGCCAGCUCCUCUGUGACCCCUUUACUCCCCUGGGGGGCUCUGUGGGGACAGAGGCAGGGAAAGAAGUUGUUCUUCAGGGUCCCCCCAACAUGAUCAGAAGAGUGAACCCCAGGGGUCAUCAGCCUGAAUCUUUCCCUUUCUUAGACUCUCAGGUGAUGUACAUUUCGGUCUGGCCCAUUUCAGGCCAUCUUUAGUUGAAGAAACCCCCUCAGAAGGACUGUGGAAGGCAUGGGGUUAUCAGGGCGUUGAGGUCACCUGGGACUUCAGGGAGGCUCAGCUUGCUCCCUGCCCCAGACCUGUUUCUUCCAAGGGAGGAGGACAUGGUGGUGACCAGGGACAGAAAAGCCAGCAGGGUUAAAUGCAGGGAGCCUCUACACAUGCCUGGAGCCCUUUGCCCUCACCCCAGCCCUAGGUCUGCUCCUAGGCCUCAUUCCUUACUCCCCCAGCCCCUGCCCACCUUCAGGAUGAGGCCCUGAGUUGCCAUGCUCUCGAUGUUCCCCUCUUAGGGCUGGGCUGGGGCUGCUCUUGGCCCCAAGGCUGCCCUUGGCCAGCAGCCCAGCCAGCAGCACAGUCUCCACGGUGCUGAGGAAGAACAGCAGCAGCAGGAUGGUGAAGAAGUAAACUGGGGGAGACAGGGCAUAGGGAGAUGAUCAGAGGCUAGUUCCUGUGUCUCUGGUGCCCAGCCAGCUGAGUACCAGCGGGUGGCGCGGAGAAACAGGCAGGCCAGGUGAGGGAGCAGGGCUUACUGAGCAGGGGGUUGCAGGAGGAGGAGCUUGGCAGGGCAUCCACCAGGGAGGAGUGGAAGACCAGGUAGCUCAGCAGCAAGGUCACCUUGUAGGCAAUGCGCUCGAUGGUCCAGAGGGGCAGCAGCCCCCCGCACACGUCAGCCAACAGCAGUGCCUCUGCAGGCACCAAGAGAGCAAUGAUGGACUUGAGUGCCGUGUUCUUCAGGCUCAACUGGAAGGGGGAAAAAGCCAGUGCCUUGCAGGGGGAGGAGGGAGGUGGGCAGCGGGGGCAUGGGGCCUGGCCUCUGGCCUUGCCUCCUCACACCCACCGCCUCCAGCAGCCCUCUGUCAGCUUCCUCCCGACUGGACUCACCGUCACUUUGAAGCAGGGCACCACCUGCUGGGGUGGGACUUGGGUCUUCAGAUCAUAAACUACAUAUUCCCUCUUAACACUCACAAUCUCGUUCACUGCGUGGGCCUGGAACUCUAAUUCCAUCACUGAGGGUAGGAAGGAGAACUGUGAACUAGGAGGGAGAGAUCCCUGCUGCCAAGUCUGGGGGCAGCACAUGAGCCUAGGGUGACGGAGACUUCUGAUGGCUUCUGGCAGGGACAGACUUGGAGACAAAACCGAUCCAUAGAAGGGCUUCCCAAACCUUGUUUCCCAACAUCCCAAAUUGUCUCCAGUUAAAGGAGGGCCUUUAUCAAAUUCGUAGAUGAGCUUUCAUUGUAAAAAUAAAAGUACUUUGCACCACUUCAUGAUGGAGGGAGAAGUGGUCAGAUUCA